AUGAUAUCAUACGAUUUAUUACCAAAACAAGGUGUAAAUGCAAGGAAAAAUGUUACGGUUAUUGGAAAUCAAUAUAUUUUCAAUUAUCCUUGUGAAAAUACAUCAGAUUGCACUGAUUACAUUGUUCAAUUAUCACAUGGUACAUUCAAAUUCGAAUUAUAUGGUGCCAGUGGUGGUAGUGCACGAGAUAAAGUUUCUUCAUUCCGAAACAAAAAUAAAGUUUGCAUCUUAGAUGAAAUUGUCCAACAAUUCCAUGGUAAUACCGAAUGUUUUCAACAAGAUAGUAUUGGAGGUGCAGGGGGCUAUUUAUCUGCUACUAUCACAAUACGAUCUUCCAUCACAUCCUUUUUCACUAUCGGAGGUAAAGGUAUAUUCGGUAAAAAAGGUGAUAUGUCUGAGACUAUUGAAUGUUUUAAGAAAGAGAAUAUGCAACCAGGUGGAUAUGGUGGAGGAGGAAGCUCCUCUAACUAUCCAAAGGGGACGGGUAGCGGAGGCGGCCAAACAGCUGUCAAAUUUCUUGAAAACAAUCUCUGGCAUCGCGUUCUUGUGAGCGGUGCUGGUGGAGGGUGUGAUGAUAACUAUCCAGAUGAUGGAAGCGGAGGUGCAGGAGGAAAUCUUGUUGCACAAGGUUGGUUCUAUAGCGGUGAUUAUGUCGGAAAUUAUACAGCAAAUUCCACAUUUGGAUUUUCAUUUGGUCAAGGAGAAGCUGCUCGAUUUGGAAGGAGUAAACAUCCUUAUGCUGUACCCACAAGUAGCAUUCAAGAUAUUGGAGGUGCAGGUGGUGGAUGGUUUGGAGGAUUUUCUUCUCAAUCAGGUCAAGGAGGUGCAGGUGGAGGUUCUUCAUUUGCAUUGACAAAAGAUGCUAUUAUUCCUCAAGGAAAUAUUUCUGCUUAUGAUGAGUUUUAUAAUUUAAUUGAUUCUAAACCAUAUGCAUUUAAUUUAAACUCAGAAUUCCUCUUCAAAGAUGUUAUUCAUAUCCCUGGUAUUUGGGAAGGCAACGGACGACUUAUUAUUACAAUUCUUGACUCAAAAUUAUUUAUAUCUUGUAAUAUCAUUUCUCCAAUCCACUUCAAUCCAUCAUUAAUAUUUGGAUUGAUUGAAUCAUAA
Molecule: messenger RNA, 1107 nt
Organism: Trichomonas vaginalis G3
Lineage: Eukaryota; Parabasalia; Trichomonadida; Trichomonadidae
Product: glycine-rich protein family
Exons: 1
Coding region: 1-1107 (368 amino acids)
Source: RefSeq, a predicted model, not a curated record